Molecule: messenger RNA, 1394 nt
Organism: Truncatella angustata
Lineage: Eukaryota; Fungi; Ascomycota; Sordariomycetes; Amphisphaeriales; Sporocadaceae
Exons: 2
Coding region: 220-1302 (360 amino acids)
Biological process (GO): protein N-linked glycosylation
Cellular component (GO): mannan polymerase complex
Molecular function (GO): alpha-1,6-mannosyltransferase activity
Source: RefSeq, a predicted model, not a curated record
ACAUGAACCAACCCUCUUACCUAAGGAGCGCCGUUCAAGCCGUACAAACUUGAGAAGCCACAUUCACAUCAUCAAGGGAUGAGAGAAAAGCUAUGGGGGCACGCAAUGGCCCCUAUUAUUGAUCACGCAUCCCUUCCGAGAUAGCACAAAUACAUUUGCCCUAAAAGUGAUGGGUCGACGCAUGAUACACUUCUACAGUUCUUUCAAUCCACGGACAAAAUGGACACCCACGACAGGCGUACAGUUCCUAUGAUCAGCAAAUGCUUCAAGAAUCGUUGGCUAGCCUACGCUGCUCUGACGCUCACGCUUAUCUGGGUCAUUUCACUGGCCCACCAGUCCGGAGCUGUUCACGAUGUAGUGGCUACGACUACCAGUGCACUCAAACAUUCGUACUACACGCACAUCUCGUCCUCUGCCUCUGAAUCGACAACAUCUGAGGAGCAGGAGAAAGAUACAUCACUCGAACCUGCGAUAAUACCCCGCAAGAUCUGGCACAUUCUCUUCCCCAACAACGGCGCCGUGACCGACCAGCAGGUCUCCUUCCUCGGAGACUGGGUCAAGUCCGCCCCGGGCUACACGUACACGCUGCUGGGCGCCGGCGGGGGCACCGCCCUCGUCCGCCACCACUACGGGGCCGCGUCCGACGAGCUGCGCGUCUUCGAGCAGCUCACCAACCCGGCCCUCAAGUCAGACCUCCUGAGGUACCUCAUCCUGGCCGCCGAGGGCGGCUACUACGGCGACGUCGACACGCAGCCCCUGGUCCCGCUCGAGGAUUGGGUCGCGCCGCCCGGGCUCAGGGCCAGGGCGAGACUGAUCAUCGCGCCCGAAGCCGACGGCUUCCUGGACCAGCAGUCGGGGCAUAGGGGGAGAGGCGACGGGGGGCUGUUGCAGUUCGGACAGUGGGCCAUCGCCGCGGCGCCCGGGCACCCCGUCCUGACGCGCAUGGUCUCGCGCUGUCUGGCCAAGCUGCACGCCCUGGCGGAGGAGGAGGGGACGACGCUGGAUAAGGUGCACCCGGACAACAUCGGGGUGCUCAACACUACCGGCCCGAUACAGUGGACGGACGUCAUCUGGGAGCAUCUCUACGACGUCGGGGAGGAGGCCGGGGUGAGGGGGAAGGCGGAUCUGGGACGGCUGUUUGAGCCGAAGCUCGUUGGGGAUGUGCUGGUCUUGCCCAUCACGGCGUUCAGGGCGCCGACGGUGGAUGAGGUGGCAUAUUUCGAGGGCAAGGAGGGUGAUCGGAGGCUGUUGGCACACCACAUGCUGGGGACGUGGAGAGGAUGGAGCCCACCGGGAGAGUAAGACCCUGGAUGGACUGACACGCUGGUCAACAGCAUUAGGCUUGAUGUAGUUGAGGGGGUUGAGGUUAUGAUGUGCUGAGCUGAGUGGUGGAC